This is a messenger RNA of Ctenocephalides felis (cat flea), 498 nucleotides long. RefSeq names its product poly [ADP-ribose] polymerase 11-like. The transcript is spliced from 4 exons. Gene Ontology annotation, molecular function: NAD+ poly-ADP-ribosyltransferase activity. The coding region runs from base 58 to 498 and encodes 146 amino acids. NCBI's taxonomy places the organism in Eukaryota, Metazoa, Arthropoda, Insecta, Siphonaptera, Pulicidae. The record is from RefSeq and is a predicted model, not a curated record.
UACUAGUUGGAGAUUUAUUAGUGCUAAGUCGGUUUAGUGACUCUCUAAAUUAAUAAAAUGAGUUUAUUAAGUGACUUGAGAUCCAAAAUGCCUUCGGGAUGGUGUCAUAUUAAUUUAAAUCAGCAAUAUGAAAAACGACAACUUAGUUCUUAUAAUUCCGAAUAUAAACGUUUGUACAACGAGUUCAAAAAAGCAUUUAGCAGAAAAGGAUUAGAUAGUGUUAAAAUCUAUGAAGUUAUGAACCCAUUUAUUUAUGGAAGAUAUAAAUUAAGACAGGAAGAAAUCAAAAAUGUGAAAGGUUCCUGUGGGACACAGGAGUUGUAUCAUGCAACAAGUACAGACAAUGUGGAUUCGAUAUUAAGCAACAAUUUGGAUUGGCGUAGAGUGGUACGAUCGAAAUUUGGCCAAGGUGUCUCAUUUUCUCCCAGCAUGAAAUAUGCUAACAAAGAAUGCAAUAGAAACUGUGGCGAAAAUCGUACAUUUGUGUCUGCGAUAUAA